AGAUGCAACAUAUACAGAUGAGAAAAAAAAUAUUUUAUUUAAAAAUAAUAUUCUAAAUGCGUUUCAUAAAAUGUCGAACAAAUGACUGCGAAGUUUUCCACAGUUCGACAUUAGCGUAGUGUAAACAAACAAAUGCGAUUCGGUGCUGUUCAAGCUGUACAGUUAUUUGUGGUGUAAUUUUUAACAAAUAUCAACAGCUGUUCGGUGUUUAGCAAUCACAACCGCGUCAGCAAUCGUAGGCACUUCCCACAGGCGGCUGAUCGUAUGGACGGACGAGAAUGAACGACGUUUUAUGCAGACUGUGUUUAAUAAAGUGUGAAGAAUUGUUAGGAAUGUACAUCACCUCGCCGAGCGGUGUACUGCGUAGUCUGCCGAAAAUCAUACGGGAAUGCAUCUCCAUCGAGGUGAACGAUCUCGAGCCGAACUUUUUCUCAAAGUUCAUAUGCAACGAGUGUAUCUACAAGCUGGAGCUGUUCUACGCAUUUCGGCAACAGAGUCUCAAAAGCCAGGAUUAUUACAAUGGGCUAAUACAAUACUAUCAGCAAUCAGUGCCUUGCUCGAGCAAAGUAUCAUUAGAUCCGACAGCUGACGCAUCACAGGUUCCCGGAUCGGUCGACAGCGUAUUUGAACCGGAACAGUCAGUCCAUUCGAACAAUGAGCUGGCAGACAUAAACUUCUCCGGAAACGAGUUUAUGAUGGAUGAAUCCGAGAAGAACCAGCUCAGUAAGGAUUACGAUGAUAUUAUUCGUAAUUUGCAGAAAGAAGACCUCGAUUUUACAACGAACGAUGGCGAACUAGUGAUGAAACAUGAUUUGGGAAUCUCCAUAUCGACAAAUGAUAGCAGAAUGAACAAACAAGUUGCACUGCAGCAAGAAUGCGCAAGCUAUCUUCAGCACGAUAGUGAUGUCCCGGUAAAUAUUGCGCAACCUGCAGAGCCGAGUGACAACGGUUGCUUCGACCCAUACAAUACGAUGGCCGUAGCGUGUGAUAAGGAUCUAAUUAACAGCAGCGCGCUCUCCGUAGAGCAGGACGAUGAUCUUAACUAUGAUGAUUUUGUAGGCAUCCAGACGACAUCGUUGGAGGAUAAUCGAGAGAUGUCUUUAUCCGAAGUGCACGUACAAGACAUAAUAGCGGACGUGUACAAUGUUACACCUGACAAGAUACAGUCAACGGAUGCAAUUUCAUCAUCACAGCAAAUCGCCGAUGUUCAGUGCAGUGAAAUUUCUGCCCUUCAGCAGAACGAUGGUUCGUACUUUUCCUUGGUUGACUUUAGUGAAACCGAAUUGGCAACCGCAAGUAGCAGUACAACCGUUGCAAACAGUACAGCAGAUAUAGCGAACGAUAAAACCUGCGAAAUUUGCUUCAAAACGUUCCGCACCAGACAGAAGCUUACGAUUCACCGAAACACUCACCUACGAUUGGCACCGUUCAAGUGUACGUUUGAGGGAUGCACUAAAGCCUUCAAGUCGCGCAUCGGGCUCGACGAACAUGUGGCCCGGCACACGAAUACUUUCGAGUUUAGCUGUGAUAUCUGUUCGAAGGGAUUCCAGCACCGUAGCUACCUGUCCGCCCAUCGACGCGCGCACAAUACGGAGCGAAACUUCCACUGUGCACUGUGCGAACAAACGUUCAAGUCGAAGCAAGCGUUACUAGAUCACAAAAAUCGUCGGCAUCUUGGUGUGAAACCGUUUGCCUGCGAGUUGUGUGACAAGCAGUACACGAAGAAUGCUCUGUUGGUGGCGCACAUCGAACAGCAUCACGGUAAGCGGGACGAUGUGACUACACGCUAUCCGUGCCAGGAGUGUGGGAAACAUUUCACAUCCAAAAGCUACCUGAAUGUACACAAGCGAAUACAUCGCAAUGAACGACCGUUCGUGUGUGAGGUCUGCAAUAAGGGGUACAUAACGCGGAAAGAUCUCGCUGUCCAUAUGACAAGCCACACGGGCGAGAAACCACUUACCUGUGACAUAUGUGGCAAGGCGUAUGCUCGCCGUAAUGCCUUAGACUGUCACCGCCGGACACACACCAAGGAACGUCCUUACGUCUGUGAUAUCUGUGGUCAAACGUUUUCCCAGGCAACACCUUUAAAGGUACAUCGGAAACUGCACGAGACGAUGGAUCACAGCAAAAAGCAAUCAACGAUGGCAGUCACCGAUGUUACGCCAGUGCCGAACCGGCAGUAGAUCGAUGCGAUCAAUAAACGUCCCUAGAAAUCGUA
Anopheles funestus (African malaria mosquito) is the source of this 2218-nucleotide messenger RNA. Its product is annotated as zinc finger protein 468-like. The transcript has 5 exons. Gene Ontology annotation, biological process: regulation of transcription by RNA polymerase II. NCBI's taxonomy places the organism in Eukaryota, Metazoa, Arthropoda, Insecta, Diptera, Culicidae. The record is from RefSeq and is a predicted model, not a curated record. Gene Ontology annotation, molecular function: zinc ion binding; DNA-binding transcription factor activity, RNA polymerase II-specific; RNA polymerase II cis-regulatory region sequence-specific DNA binding. Gene Ontology annotation, cellular component: nucleus. Bases 279 to 2183 code for a protein of 634 amino acids.